AUGGAAAAAUUACUCAGCGAAAUUGUCAAAUUGGGAAAACGGGAGAAAUUCAACGGAGAAAUUGAUUAUGGAGCCAAAAUCUUAUCAGACGAGCUGUUCGAAGCGAUGAAAAUCGUGGGAACCGAAGAAGCGAGCGAAGAAAUUAUUGAUCGAUUUUCAGAAAACUUCGCUGAAAUUCAUCAAACUCUUCUCGCCAUAACAUUCGCCAAUUAUCUGCAAUCCACGUUGACGGUUUCUGAAUCCGCCACGUCAUCUGAAUCCCUGAAAAAAGCACGUCGAUCGAUUCGUCUGCUUCUGAAUCUCAUUCAACGAUCCCCUCAAUUUGCUUCUAAAAUGUCUUCAGAAGCCGUGGAACUUCUGGAAACCCUUCUUGCCACGUCAUCAUUCUACACUGAAUGUCUUCUGAUUCUAGUGAAAACCGCUGAUUCGACGUGCAUCGAAUUCCAGAAGUCCCCUAGAUAUUCACAUCUUCUGGAGAGAAUUCUGAAUUCUUAUUCUACAAAUUCAGAAGACGUCACCUCGAUUCUCGCCUAUUUUUCGACACUUUUAGAGAAGGACUACGGGUUUUUGUCGUCGUGCUACGCGGAGAUGUCGGCUGACGCCUUCUGUGAAGUGCUCGACGUCGUCAGAGUGAUUCUGGUGCGAAAUUCGAAAAAUUCGGAGGAGAAGAAGCUGAAAAUUCACUCGAAUAACUUGCUGUUCGUUCUGAAUCUUCUGGAGUUGAUUACGGUGGAUUACGGGGAAAUGUGCACCAACAUUGAAAUGACAUCAUAUCUAAACGAAAAAGCCACCGCUAUCAAUGCCGUCGUUGAUGUUCUGGAUACGAUCCUACACGCCGAAUCGCUGUUCGCCGAUUUUCGAGCGGCCCAGCCAGAAAAUUGGCCAGAAGUUCCAGAUGACAAUAAUCCGAGAUCCCAGACGCUUCGAGAGAAAAUUGAAGAGGAGAGGAGAUAUGAAGAGACGCAGAGAAGAUAUACAGACCGACCGAAGCAGCCGCCACCAUCAAAAAUCCAGCGAAUCGAGACAUCUGAAUCUCUCCACCAACUUUCAACUACAGUAUUCCAUCAAUACUGUCAACUGGAUGAUCUCAUUGGACUGCCACGUGUCGGAGAGCUGAAACUGAAUUGUCUGAAAGCAAUUGGCAAUUUGUGUAGUUUGUGCUCCGAGAACAAAUUGGCAACUCUUCAAAAUGGUCGACUCGGGUUAAUGUCGGUGUUACAGUGCACUUCUAGGCGGCCGGCGUAUUUUAUGGAGAGCUAUGCGAUGAUGAAUUUCAAUGAUAUGGAAAAUUCGGUGUAUGGGAAUCUGGAGGAAGACGCCGAGCUGUUAGCUGAGCUCGCAGCGAUACAGGCCGAAGUUAAUGGCGAGAGAGCGAGGCCAGCACCAUCUCGUGCCGCCGCUCCACCACCACGUCGUCAAGCCGCAGCCGCUGGUCCAGAAGUUCCCGGAGUGGAUCCACGUCUUCUGGCAGCCGCUCUCAAUGAUAAUCACGGUGAUGGAGACGAUGAUGGAAUAGAAAUGGAUGAGGAGCUGCUCAAUGAGCUACACGGAUUAGUUGGAGGGGGAGGAUCCCCGGUGAAACAGGCUCCUCCUGUGCCUGUCCGUCAGGCUCCGCCCCCUUUGGGCGGUCCAUCUGGUCCCGCUCCCUUUGGUCCCGCCCCGUCACUUGGAAACGAAAAUAACAAUUCGCAAUUGAAUCAUUUACGACAACUUCAUACUUAUUACGCGAAGGCUCAUAAGGCGGCGGAGCAAGGAGGAGAAGGAGCAAAAGCUAGGAGAUACAAACGUGCCAUUGACAAACUAGUCGAGCUCAUUCGCUCUGUUGAGAAGGGAAAGAAAAUCGAUGAAUCCGAAAUCCCACCAGCACCUCCAAACUUCUCAACAGAGCCCCUUCCACAAGCUCCGCCCACUGCUCAACCGGCCCAUCAUCCACCGGCUCCGCCCAUCCGACAAGCCGCCCAAGCCACGCCCACCUCUGAAGCUCCGCCCCCAAUCCCACAGAGAAAAUCGUCUGCGACACCAUCAACCACAUCCACGACAGCUUCAAAAGAACCCACGGAUCCAAAGAAGGCGGCAAUCUACCGUAUCCUUCAACACCGUCGGAAUCUCCACGUGGCAAAUGGAAAAGCAGCAAUUGCGGCUGGGGAUAAGGAUUCGGCAAAAGAGUCCGUGGGAAUGGCAAAGGCUUUUGAUCAGGCCAUCGUCGCUUUGAACACCGCCGCUGCCGACGAAAUGGACAUGAACGAUGUGCCUCCUUCCCCACCACCAUACCGUAAACCGUCUGCUCAACAAGCCCCGCAGGCUCCGCCCCCACAGGCCCCGCCCACGUCCAAUGGCCCUCUCACAUUUAUCGGUGCUCUCGAACAACGACACGCUAGAUAUCAACAAAUGGCACAAAAAGCGAAAUCCGAGGGAAAUGAGCGAAAAGAACGAAUGAAUACCCGGCUGGCUGGCCAGUACGCGGAUGCGAUCAAAGAGGCAAAACGAGGAAAACCAGUGAAUAUUGCUGAACUACCAACACUGCCAGAUAUGACUCCACUACCACCACAGACAUCUGGACAGGCGGGAGGCCAGACAGGAGGAGGACAUACUCAUCCUAAACCACCACCACCACAAGUUGGACCAUUGGCACCCAGUGGUGUAGAGGGAAAGAGCCGAAAUUCAGCACAGUUGGAAUUUCUACUCGAACGACAGGCGCAGUUUAAGCAAGCUGCUAUUCAUGCGAAAUCUCGUGGAGAUGUCGAGACGGCGAAAAAGUAUCUGAUCGAAAUGAAAGGAUUUGAUAAAAUGAUACAGGCGGCACAAGCUGGGCUACCAGUGAAUAUAAAGAACACUCCGAUUCCACCACAAUCGAAAACGGCAUCGACGACAUUGGAACCGAGGAUUCAGGCGGCUGCCGCUUCGUCGAGAUCCGGCCUGGAAAAUCGUGGCGAACGACUGGCUCUACUCGAAAAGACGCUAAUCGAGCAAGUCCGAUCGGCCGAAACGAACCAAAUGAGAUUCACUCGGCUAGGAGACGUUGGAAAAGUGCGACUAUUCGAAGGAUGGGGUAAAACUGCGAAACAAGAUUUGCUUCUGGUUCGAGAGGUGGCAAAACGAGGACUGAUGUUGCCCAAAUUCCACUAUGAAACUCGACAAAUUCCAUCGGCCGAUUUGUUUCCGGAUUUGGCUGAGGAUGUUAUCGAAUUGACUGUUAUUUCGUGCAGAGACGUCCCUCUCCCAUCUGGCUACGAGAAUCAUCAUGCCAACCUAUUCGUAAAGUACACCUUCCCUCCAGUUGUCUCUGAUCAACCACAAAUUGGAAAAACGAAACUGAUCGCUGGCACGACGUCUCCCCAGUUCUCAGAAUCCGUUAUGCUCAAUAUUGGAUCUGGAAAAUCGAGAAAUAGCAAACUGCAAAGAGUUUUUAAGAGGGGUGGAUUGAAAUUUGAGGUCUUCCAAAAAGGCGGAUUCAUGAGAAGCGACAAGCUACUGGGUGGUUGUGAAUGGAAGCUUGAGAAACUCGAAUCGAAUGCUGAAAUGGAAGAAUCUCUUCCACUGAAAGACGGUCGGAAGGCGGUUGGAGGACUCCUCUCGGCGAAAAUUCGAAUUCGAGAACCGAUUGGAGAUGCGAAAGCUCAAUCGAUCACUCAGAAAUGGCUCGUUCUGGAUAAUUGA
Molecule: messenger RNA, 3657 nt
Organism: Caenorhabditis briggsae
Lineage: Eukaryota; Metazoa; Nematoda; Chromadorea; Rhabditida; Rhabditidae
Exons: 14
Coding region: 1-3657 (1218 amino acids)
Biological process (GO): regulation of transcription by RNA polymerase II
Cellular component (GO): nucleus
Molecular function (GO): DNA-binding transcription repressor activity, RNA polymerase II-specific; RNA polymerase II cis-regulatory region sequence-specific DNA binding
Source: RefSeq, a predicted model, not a curated record